CUUGGUUAUACCCCUUCCACCUCUUUUCCCAUUGCCCUGCAUCUCCCAUAUGCACCAUUUCACCAACAUUUCAUCUUUCUGACCCCCCCAUACCUCUGCCUCCUCCUCCCUCUUCUCGUCCCCCUCCCUUCUCCAGUUCAUGUUGGUAAAAAUAUCUGCAGACAGCAGGAGCAGAGGCACGCCUGACUUUCUCUCUCUCUCUCUCUCUCAUUCUCUUUCUCUCUUUCUCUCAGACAUCCCACCCAUGUGAUCUCACUGGCUGUCUCUGCUGUGCUCCACUCUGCUCCAGUCAGGCGCCUGCCUUUCAGCUGGCUACAGCUAAUGAGCCUUUGUGUGGCCAAAGAGAGAGAGAGGAAAAGAUAGAGAGAGAGGAACACGGUGACAGAGAGGGGAGUAAAAGUGAAAGACUGUCAGCAUAUGGUACCGACGGUGCAGUCAGAGCUGGAAAAUUACAAGUCUCUCUCACACUCGUGCACCCUUUUUUUCUCAUGCCAGUGGAGCUUAGGGGUCGCUGCAAGUCAGUGGACUGAAACAAAAUGGGAAUCUCUUUAUUCAUCAUGUUUCACUCUUUUUGAAUCACCACAUUUAUGAUUGUGUGGCUGUGCUGCUGUGAGAAGAGGUGAAAGGAAGCACAGUUGGCCAGUGGAUACAGGUGCAGAUGCGGCGGGCCAUGAGCGGCAUACUGAAGAGGAAAUUUGAGGAGGUGGAAGCCUCCUCCUCCCCGUGCUCUUCCUUGCGGGAGUCUGAUGAUGAGGUCUCGUGCAGUGAGAGUGGGGAUAGCAGUGACAGUGUCAACCCCUCUGCCUCAGGCUCUUUCACCCCUGACUCAAUAUUGAAAAGAGAGAAGCGCCUGCGGACGAGGAGGGUACAUUUUGAGAAUGUGACAGUGUACUACUUCAGUCGGCGGCAGGGUUUUACCAGUGUACCCAGCCAGGGAGGCAGCACGCUGGGCAUGUCCAACAGGCACAGCUGGGUCAGGCAGUACUCCCUGGGUGAAUUUGCCGUGGAGCAGGAGAGGAUCCAUAGAGACAUGCUGAGAGACCAUCUGAAGGAGGAGAAACUCAACUCAAUCAAACUCAAGCUGACGAAGAAUGGCACAGUGGAGUCUGAAGAGGCCAGUACGCUCACGGCGGAGGACAUUUCUGACGAUGACAUUGAUCUGGACAACACAGAGGUAGACGAGUACUUCUUCCUGCAGCCUCUUACCACUAAAAAGCGUCGAGCACUGCUGCGCACCUCUGGGGUAAAGAAGAUUGACGUGGAAGAGAAGCAUGAAUUGCGAGCCAUCCGGAUGUCUAGAGAGGACUGUGGCUGUGACUGCAGAGUCUUCUGUGACCCAGAGACCUGUGCCUGCAGUAUAGCAGGGAUCAAGUGCCAGGUGGACCGUAUGUCAUUUCCAUGUGGCUGCACAAAAGAGGGCUGUAGCAAUUCAGCGGGGAGAGUGGAGUUUAAUCCCAUUCGCGUUCGGACCCAUUUCUUGCACACUAUAAUGAAGCUGGAACUGGAGAAGAGUCGUGAGCAGCAGCAGGCGUCCCCCACCAACGGUUACCGGAGUGAAACUAAUGACCUGGGGAGCGGAAACCCUUUGGUUCAGUCCCAGCACAGGUUGGAGUACUCUCUGUCCGAUGCUGCUCCACAGACAACCAGCAUGCACAUGCAGCCUGGCGAUGAGAUGGAGGAGCCGCUAGAUGAUGAAGAGGAAGAAGAGGAUGAAGAAGAUGAUGAGGAAGAAGAGGAGGAGGAAAAUGAAGACGAUGAAGAGGAUAGUAGCAGUGUUUGCAGUGGGCUGUCUGACUCCAGCACCCAGAGCCUGGCGAAUAGCGACUCUGAAGAUGAAGAGGAGGAUGAUGAGGACAAUGAGAAGUCUGAGAACUUUGAGGACGACACGUCAACUUCAUCAGUGUCUCAUACUGACGUGGUCCCCUUGUCCUCUGUGCUGUGUUACAGUGACGGCUCCGUGAUGCACGAUAACCACAUGAAUGGAAACACUUAUUUAAUGAGCUCUUCCUCAGCUGAGUACUAUCAGCUCGGGAGCUCCAGCGCCGUGUCCAAUGGCCAAACCUGCCAACCAGGCGAACCCUAUGGGGAAGCCUUCCAAGAUCCAGUCAACACGACAAAUGGCACCAUAGUCCAAGGACCAUUCAACAUGACUGCUGAGCAGUACGCAGACUACUCUAAUCAGGCUGAGGAACAGUACGCACCUAAUCAGCAUUUCCCUCUGGCCAACAGUGCCCCAGCUGCACCUUUGACCUGCUACGCACCUGAUCAGGAGAAGACGGCAUUGUCCAAAGCGGCGUUUGUGGAACAGCCUGACAACCAGAACCAGACACAGUUUCAAAACUACCUGAACAAUAACUCUAACUCCCAGGGUUCCUACAGCAGUCACAGCAAGUGUAUGACAGCAGAGCAGCCGCAUAAAGAGUCCAGCGUUAAUGGACAUUCUGACCUGACCUUACUAGCGAACACUACUAAGAACCUCGCUUUACCAGACCAUUGCCCUGAGGUCGCGGCCAUUUAGUGGGCCUCACCUUCUUAAGUGUUUUUUCAUUAUUGCUUCUUUACUCGAGCCUGACUGAGUGGUAUUUUAGAGGAACAUAACCAUUGCCUUUUCGCAUCAUCUGACCUUACAUUUCAAAGCGAUUUACAGCACUGCAGCACAUUUUCAUCUGUAACUAUAAGCCAUAGUUUCAUGACAGAGGUGGUUUUGAGGAAUUAUUCACUUCUGAAGUUUCCCCACUACAGUGUGCUUAACUGCAGAAUCAAAAACACAACACAUCGGUUAUGUCAUGCUGUGCAAUGUAUCUUGUAAUUUCAGAUGUAAAGUUCUAGUUUUAAGCAGAUAUUGUACUGUAGAUGGAACUUUUCUAUGUCUGCUGUAUGUGUCAAAUGUGCGAAAAAGGUUUGUCAGUUUAUCAUUUCUGAAUUAUGUGUAUACUUAUAUAUUGUAAAAGUUUUGAUAAUACGCAUGCUGUGACAUUUAGGGGGAAAACUUGCCAUGGUUUUAUAUAACAUUGUGUUGUAUACAUAAUUUAUCUUCUCUUCUUUUACUGACAGUUAUAUGCUUUUCUAUGGUUUUGAAAAGCAUGAAAAAGCCUGAAUUCUUGUUUGGAUAUUUCGGAAUACAGUAUCAAUAGCAUAAUGUCCGACAUGUCAAAACAGAUUCGCAGCCUUUUGCACUUAUGUGUGGGGGCCCAGUGGCAUGCAGGUGGUUUUAACUGAUAAAUACUUGAACAGUGGAUAAAUGUGGCCCCUCGAGUGUUUUCUUCCUCCCACUGUUCACUCGUAGAAUGAUGUGAUUUGCAGGUGUCACUACAAGUGCAGAUUUAUUCUUUGAAGCAUUUCAUUGAUGCAGGGAUAUCAAUUAAAGAGCACUUUGACAUAUCUUCAACAGUAUGAGAAGCUUGUAGACAAGAGAACAUUAUCAUUAAAUUAGCAUUAUAGGCUUCAUUUGAAAAGCAGCAGUAACUGGUUAUUCUGCUUUCGAUCGCCGUAUAAGCUACAUUGCGCUGUCUAAUAAUAAAGAUGUUUAUGUCGAUCCGAUAACGAUGUCGAUUUGAUGUUAAGUGCAAUAGUUUGAGGAUUUUUAAGAGGCUUUCUCCUUAGAGAAAAUCCUCAGUAAAGUGGAAGGAGAUUGCUUUUAAUUGAUGAUACUUAGUAUUGUACUUAAAGCACCAUUGAUUUUAUUAAAAAUAAGACCAUUGAACAAAUGUUCAAGGUUGACAAUCAAAGCGUAUUAUCAAACGAUUCAUAUCAGUGAUCAACAGUAUGACUCAUGAGUUCCAUGAGCCACUGAAAAUGACUUAACAGCCAGAUAUGAAAAAAAAAAAACUGCUUACGCAAUAUCUGUAAAUAACCUUAUAAAUGGUCUUAUACUUGUAUAGCGCCUUUCUAUGCUUUUACAGCACACUCAAAGCGCUUUCACAUUAUUCGGCCAUUCACCCAUUCGCACUCCCAAGCACUCACGCAUUCACACACCGGUGACAUCUUAUAACACAUCUUCAUGAAAUCACUGACAAAAGGUAAUUGAAGUCACUGCUCGACUGAUGACAAUUUAGCGGAUAAUUGUACUGUAAUAUGUUGCUGAGGUUUUCUCUUUACCUCGAGUGCUUUGCUCCUUUAUGAGUACAGAUAUUUGUGCCUCUUCUAAGCUUGCAAAUAUCUGCCCAUUCUUUAUAAUCACAAAGGUCAGCACUGGCCUUCUGGUGGUUGUGUGAGACUACUGAGUAGCUGGGACCACUCAUGCCACUUUGGUAGUAUACAAGACGAAUUGUGCCAAAGCAUACAGUGUGAGAAGGCUAAUGCACCCAGUUAAGAAUCCUGUGUUUGAUUUUAUUUUCCAGUAUUUAUUAUGAAUGAUAUAUUGAAAUGUGUAUUUAUUGUGGUUUAAUGAAAGUCUGUAUUGAGUAAAUUGCUUCACUAUCUUAAAAAUAAUUGUCUUUUGUUUCCUGCUGGUUGUGAGAUGUACAGCUUCAUGUGCCUGAUUUAUAUUAUUUUAUUUCAUAUUCUGUGAAAUGCAUAUGUUUUGCACAAGCUGGCCACAUCCUUUUGAAUGUUUUGUUCCCCCACUGUAGAUAGAACCCCCGUCAUUUUUAGUUUUUAUUUUUACCAUGAUUUUGAAAUAAAUUUAAUUAAAAUGACUCUUUUGAUCUUAACUGCU
This is a messenger RNA of Monopterus albus (swamp eel), 4657 nucleotides long. It is a transcript of the gene csrnp3, whose product is annotated as cysteine-serine-rich nuclear protein 3. The record is from RefSeq and is a predicted model, not a curated record. The transcript has 5 exons. Gene Ontology annotation, cellular component: nucleus. Gene Ontology annotation, molecular function: sequence-specific DNA binding; DNA-binding transcription factor activity, RNA polymerase II-specific. Bases 659 to 2518 code for a protein of 619 amino acids. Lineage: Eukaryota; Metazoa; Chordata; Actinopteri; Synbranchiformes; Synbranchidae. Gene Ontology annotation, biological process: regulation of transcription by RNA polymerase II.